Cucurbita pepo subsp. pepo (vegetable marrow) is the source of this 1585-nucleotide messenger RNA. RefSeq lists its product as uncharacterized. Lineage: Eukaryota; Viridiplantae; Streptophyta; Magnoliopsida; Cucurbitales; Cucurbitaceae. The record is from RefSeq and is a predicted model, not a curated record.
UCUAAAAUUACUAGUCUCCGCUACACUAGCUUCUUGUUCGCGGGAGCUAAUCUGCAUCACUUCAAUCCUCAACCACGCAGUUCGAUUCCUUCAAUGGCGUUUCUGUUUCAGAAAUUUCAAGAGGCCGUGAAGGUUAUUGCAAAAAAUCCAAUGUUUGCAAGGGAUCCAAGGCACAUGCAGUUUGAAACAGAUAUGAACCGCUUGUUCCUUUUCACCAGCUACAACCGUUUGGGGAGGGAUGCUGCAGAGGCUGAUGCAGAUGAGAUAAUCGACAUGGCCAGUAAAGCUCCUUUUGCUGAUCAACAAAAGCAAGUGCAAGAGAACAUCCAUUCACAGGUUGAAAGCUUUUGUAAGCAUAUGGAUGAAAUUCUUCUUCCAGAUACAAGGACGAGCCCUGCAGAAUCACCCAAACAGUCCAAUGGUGCCGUUAGAAAAAGUGGUCUUAGUUUUGCUGUUGGCAAACAUAGUUCGCCGACUAACAUUACUGAUAUCCCAAAGACGAGGCCAUUGAAUCGUUCUGAACUUUCACAGAAAUUAAAGGAUGGAAUUGGCUACACUCUUGAUAUCAGGCCAUCUCAAAUCCCUCAUAAGGAUGCUGGACAAGGUCUUUUUCUAGAUGGUGAAGCCAAUGUCGGAUCUGUUAUAGCAAUAUACCCAGGCGUUAUAUAUUCCCCUGCUCAUUAUCAGUACAUUCCUGGAUAUCCAAGAGUUGAUGCUCAGAACCCUUAUCUGAUCACAAGGUACGACAGUACUGUAAUCAAUGCCCAACCCUGGGGUUUGGGUGCCGAUACCCGCGAAGUAUGGGAUGGCUUAACUGUUCCUGUAAGUAAUCCGACCAAACAAGGCGAUGAGAAAUCAGAUCGUCUUUGGAAAAUGCUGAGCAAGCCAUUAGAAGCCAAACGAGUUUUGCAUGGUGGUGAUGCUAUAGAGCGUAGAAAUCCUCUAGCUUUUGCUCAUUACGCCAACCACCCAGCUAAGGAUAUGGCUCCAAAUGUCAUGCUUUGCCCUUAUGAUUUCCCCAUGACAGAAAAGGACAUGAGAGUUUAUAUUCCAAAUGUACUGUUUGCAAACGAAGAAGUGAACAUGAAGAGGCUAGGUAGCUUUUGGUUCAAAUCCGGACGUUCUAGAAUCAACGGAUCAGAUACUCCCAUCUUGAAGACAAUUGUUCUGGUAGCGACUCGGGCGCUUUGCGAUGAAGAAGUGCUCUUAAAUUACAGAUUAAGCAACUCCAAGCGUCGACCUUCAUGGUAUACUCCUGUUGAUGAAGAGGAAGAUAGGAGGAGAUGGAGUUGAAUCCUCUCGUCAAAGGUUGAUGCCAUUGUUCUAAUUUUGUUUGCGUUCAAAUUUUUUCUCCUCAAACUGUAGUGAGUUUGCAUGCUACAAUGUUAACUUAUGAUGCCUUUAAAUGAUGUACGAGAAUAAAGCUGACUGAGAGUAUACUUAAAGUGUUGGAAGCUUUGUGUCACUGUCAUGCUUGUCCAAAGCGUGUUGCUUAUGGCUGCAUGGUGGAUGUCCCGUCUUGCUUGUCUAUGACAUGUCCAUAGUUGCAUGCCUGUUCUAAAAUCCCUUUUACAUGCUUGGUCAA